GCUCAUCAACCCAUAAAACAAAAAAAUUAAAAUCAACGCACUAACUUUUCAGUGCUAUACACAAAAUCGAAGAAAUCAAAGGUUCUCAUUAAAAAAACAUGGUAGCUUUAGAAACCAUUAAAGUGAUAUUUGGUAUUUUUACCUCCCUUUGUGUUCAAAGCCACAGUUUCACCGUUGAUAUCAUCCACACCAAUGCUCUAAACUCGCCUUUCUACAACCCUUCUACGCCUAGGGCUGACUAUGCAAAGGGUGCUCUUGUCCAAUCCCAAUCGCGCGUCGCCAGAAUGAGGCGACGCGCGGCCACUACUACUCAGGGCCUCCCCGGCCCUGCAACGGGUGAGUUUGCAGGUGAUCUUGAGUACGCCGCCGGAUACUACGCCAUGAAAUUCUCAAUUGGCACGCCCCCGGUAGAGAGGCUUGCGUUGGUGGACACCGGAAGCGAUCUCACGUGGAUACAAUGCGAGCCGUGUCCGGGCUUGUGCUUCGCGCAGAACACGCCUUUGUUCGACCCGUCAAUGAGCUCGUCAUACACGAGGUUGCCGUGUGACACCCCGAUAUGUCUGGAGGGUGGCUGGUAUUCAUGCGACACCUCCACCAACCUAUGCCAUUAUAACUACAGCUAUAUGGACGCGUCGUACACUCACGGAGACUUAGCUUACGAGACUCUUGCAAUCGGUGACACGUCCUUCUCGAAUUUCGUGUUCGGGUGUGGGUUCAAUAACUCUUUAGUAAACACGCAAGUGACCAACGGAAUAUUCGGCCUCGGCAAUGACAAUAUUUCCUUCAUCACACAGGCCAACAUUGAGAGGUUCAUGUAUUGUCUUCCGUGGUAUUUAGAUGCUAAUGUCUCAAGCCACAUCGCAUUCGACUCUGACGCUGUGAUCGCAGACCUGGACGGAGUCGUUUCAACCCCUAUAGCCGACACGAAAUACGGGUACUACUGGAUCACGUUAGAAAACUUUAGUGUCGGGGGCAAAACGGUGCUUAGCAAGCCCUUGAAUAAGUCGACCAGCGGAAUGGUGGUCGACUCAGGGUCCACUUUAACCUAUCUCCGAAAUGAGUUGCACGAUGCGUUGAUAAACGAGUUGAGAAGUGUGGUGAAGAGCACCCCGGUGAGUGACCCAACCGGAGGCACAUAUUAUAAACUUUGUUACAAUGCAUCUGACAUAGCCGCGGAAGUGUUUCCCACGGUGGCGGCACAUUUUGCCGGGGGCGCCGUCGUUCAGCUCUCGCCCAAAGCAUUGCUCAACUUUUAUGUAGGUGAUGGUGUUGUUUGCCUGCCGAUAUCAAACGGCGCUUCCGUUUGGGGAAACCUCUCACAAAUUGACUAUAUCAUCUUAUUUGAUUUGGUUGAUAAAUCCCUUAGCUUCAAGCCAUUCGACUGCGAUCAUUUUUAGAUGACAGUUAUUAUUAUUGGAUUUCUUUUUUAUAUAUAUGUUUCAAUAUAAUUCUUAAGAAUAUAUUCCCACCGUCCNCGCCGUCGUUCAGCUCUCGCCCAAAGCAUUGCUCAACUUUUAUGUAGGUGAUGGUGUUGUUUGCCUGCCGAUAUCAAACGGCGCUUCCGUUUGGGGAAACCUCUCACAAAUUGACUAUAUCAUCUUAUUUGAUUUGGUUGAUAAAUCCCUUAGCUUCAAGCCAUUCGACUGCGAUCAUUUUUAGAUGACAGUUAUUAUUAUUGGAUUUCUUUUUUAUAUAUAUGUUUCAAGGUAUAAAUGCACCACAGCCCU
Cuscuta campestris is the source of this 1727-nucleotide messenger RNA. Lineage: Eukaryota; Viridiplantae; Streptophyta; Magnoliopsida; Solanales; Convolvulaceae. The record is from the annotation of a GenBank genome assembly.